Messenger RNA from Yamadazyma jaroonii, 924 nucleotides. The record is from the annotation of a GenBank genome assembly. NCBI's taxonomy places the organism in Eukaryota, Fungi, Ascomycota, Pichiomycetes, Serinales, Debaryomycetaceae.
AUGUUAGUUAAAACUUUAAGAACACAGAAGCGUAACUUCAUAGUUACUCCAUUAUUGGCUGUGUUAGGAAGCAUAUUCAAUAGUGAGAGUAACCAAUUAGCCAAUAAAAUGGCAUCUGGGAAAUUACAUUAUAAAGACCCUAAUGCCAAAUUCAACAAUUCGAAAUCAUUCUUACAAAGAGCAGAACCCAAAUAUCCUGGUCAUAUUCCAUUAUAUAACUUUGAAAAGUUGUUGAUGUUUCUUGGAUCAUCUGUAGGUUCUUAUUUCCACCCCGAAAGAAAUGAAUUUAUCGUAGGUUUAGGAGAAUCGACUGCUUUACCUGUUGUAUUGCGAUCAUUACAAAGAAAGAUGUUAAGUGAUAAAGUGGGUAGAGAAAUUUUAAAGGAUAAACCAAGAAUUACUUCAACAUCUUUAGAUUUAGAAUAUUUAAGGUCUUUACCUGAAAACACCAUUGGUAAUAAUUAUAUCAAAUGGUUAGAUAGAGAAGGUGUUAGUCCAGAUACUAGAGUACCUGUAAGAUAUAUUGAUGAUCCAGAAUUAGCAUACAUUUUCCAAAGAUAUAGAGAAUGUCAUGAUUUCUAUCAUUCAGUAACAGGGUUACCCAUUAUUAUCGAAGGAGAAAUUGCUGUUAAAGUGUUUGAAUUCAUGAAUAUCGGUAUUCCAAUGAGUGGAUUAGGAGCAUUAUUCGCUCCUUUAAGAUUAAAACCAAGCCAAAAGGAAAGAUUAUAUAACAUAUAUUAUCCUUGGGCCUUCAGUAGUGGUUUAAAUUCGAAACCAUUGAUUAAUGUUUAUUGGGAGAAGAUUUUAACCAAAGAUGUUAAUGAAUUUAGAGAAGAAAUGAAUAUUGAACAACCUCCAGACUUAAGAAAUUUAAGAAGAGAUUAUCAUGAGAAAUUGAAGAAGAGGAAGCAAUUGGCUCCUUAA